Molecule: messenger RNA, 1629 nt
Organism: Fonsecaea nubica
Lineage: Eukaryota; Fungi; Ascomycota; Eurotiomycetes; Chaetothyriales; Herpotrichiellaceae
Exons: 4
Coding region: 1-1629 (542 amino acids)
Biological process (GO): transmembrane transport; carbohydrate transport
Cellular component (GO): membrane
Molecular function (GO): carbohydrate:proton symporter activity
Source: RefSeq, a predicted model, not a curated record
AUGGUGUCCUUCAACAACAGGAUCACGGAGAAUGUCAAUGGGAAACUGGCGUUUGCUUCCACGGUCAUGAUGCUGUCUCAAAUCAAUUUCGGAAUGGACCUCGUCGCCUUCUCCAACACCCAAGCCAUGUCUACGUUUAACAAGAAGUUCGGCCAUUACAAUGCUAAACUGGAACGAUAUGCACUGGACCCGUACUUCCUCUCGCUCCUGAACAGCCUUACCUACGUCGGUCAAGCCUUUGGCGUCAUCACAGGUGGUUGGAUUGCUCGACGUUGGGGCCGAAGGGCUUCGUUCUGGGUCAUGUCUGUGUGGGCAGUGUUGUCUGCUCUGCUCCUCGUCACGGCACAGAAGAAAGAACAGGUCCUCGUGGGUCGCAUUUUCAAUUACGUGUACCUUGGCCAGGAACUUGUCACGGUUCCGGUAUACCAGGCAGAAAUUGCUCCCCCAAAGAUCCGAGGGAUGAUUAUCGGCACGUUCCAACUCGGUACAAUGGUUGGUGCUUUCAUCAUGGCAUGCAUUACCUACGGGACGAGCAAGCUAGACACCGAGGCCGCAUUUCGCAUUCCCUUUGGCAUUUUCUUCGUUAUCCCAGUGGUUGUCUUUGUCGGAUCUUUGUUCAUGCGCGAGUCCCCACGUUGGCUUCUUGUCCGAGAACGAUCAGAGGAAGCCCUGGAGUCGCUCCGGCUCUAUCGACAGGGCAAAUUCACCGAAGAGGAGAUUAUGGAAGAAUACCGUGACCAGGUGGCUAUGAUCGUCGCCGUCACGAACGACAAAGGCACAUUCAAGGAGAUGUGGCAGGGGAUCAACCGCAAGCGAUCCCUCAUCGUGAUCGGCUCCAACAUCAGCAUCCAGAUCAGCGGACAAGGACUGUUCAGCAAAUACGGCACCAUCUUCUUGACCGACCUCCAUGGACCGAAUCCUUUCCAGAUGUUCCUCAUCAAUACGUCCUUGCAGAUUGUGGUCAUCCUGGCUGCUAUGUAUCUCUUUGACAGAAUCGGUCGCAACCCUCCGUUGAUUAUCGGGUCCAUCAUUCAGACCACCACAUUCCUCGCCAUCGGUGGACUCGGGACUAUAUCGGAUCCCAGCAAAAAUGUCAAAGUCGGACUCACGGCCCUGUUUACCGUCUACUACCUGGGCUUUGUCUUUGGCUGGGGUCCCAUCUACCACAUCCUCUCAUCCGAGAUACCCACCUCACGUAUGUUGCCUGUGUUUCCUGUUCACAGUCUGUCCAUUCCGUGGAAUGAAAAGGCUAAUAGCCCAUAUUUGGAUGCAGGCAUGCGAGACAUCACAUACACGGUAUCCAGCAUCUUCACCGUCGUCACGCAAUUCGUCGUCUCUUUCACCAUCCCGUACCUGCUGUACGCGCCGUACGCGGACCUCGGGUCCAAGAUUGGCUUCAUCUUCGGGCCCAUCGCCUUCGUCACGCUCCUCUUUGCCAUAUUCUGCGUGCCCGAGUGUCGCGGCUUUUCGCUCGAAGAGAUCGACCACCUGUUCAGGGCACGGGUGCCUAUCCGCCAGUUCCGCAGAUACAAGCACGGCCAGAUUCUGCCGGAGGGGGGUACCGAGAAAGAGACGGAGAAGGCGGGAGAAGGGCCUUCUGUGGAGCUCAAAGAGGUCGCUGAGAUGUAG